This is a messenger RNA of Panicum hallii, 1920 nucleotides long. Its product is annotated as GATA transcription factor 26-like. The transcript has 6 exons. The record is from RefSeq and is a predicted model, not a curated record. NCBI's taxonomy places the organism in Eukaryota, Viridiplantae, Streptophyta, Magnoliopsida, Poales, Poaceae. Gene Ontology annotation, biological process: regulation of DNA-templated transcription. Gene Ontology annotation, molecular function: sequence-specific DNA binding; zinc ion binding. The coding region runs from base 390 to 1403 and encodes 337 amino acids.
GCUGCAUUCCUUCCCGGCUUCCUCCAUUAUUUUCUCCACCCCUUUCCCCUCUCUUUCUCUCUCUCCUCUACCCUCUCUAAAAGACUGGAUACUAUACAGAACAAUAGGAAAACAAAUAGAAAGGGGAGGAAGGAAGAACGAACAACACCUACCGAGCAAGACUUGGUUCUUGAGCACUCCAUGGGCUGUUGAAUUGUCCCCCAGGAAUCCCCUCUUAGUUUGACGAGAUUCGUACAGAGAAAUAGUUCUUGAUUUUUUCCCCUUUCUUUUGCUCAGGAAUUCGGGGAACUGCUUGUUUCUACUUUGUUUUUUUUUCGUAUUUGUUUUGUUGGGAUUUUCCUUUGCUCCUUUCUUCUUCACCUGUCGGGAGGUGAAGAGCGGAGGGGAUCAUGGGGAAGCAAGGUCCCUGCCGUCAUUGCGGAGUCACAAGUACUCCCCUUUGGCGAAAUGGGCCACCAGAUAAGCCAGUGCUUUGCAAUGCAUGUGGUUCGAGAUGGAGAACGAAGGGUUCGUUGGCAAACUACACUCCGAUGCAUCGCAAGGAUGACAUUGAUGAUGAUGAACCUAGAGUUAGCAAGCUGAAGCCGCCAACAUCAAAGCUCAAGUCACAGAAGAAAAAAGCAAGUCACAUCAUAAUGGAGAAUGUUCCAUUUUCUGGUCAGAAUUUUCUAAAGAUGGGGGAUGCUGACACAAGCAAUCGAUCUAGCUUGGGCUCUGCAAUAUCAUACUCUGAGAGUUGCGCCCCAUAUGGCGAUGUUGAUGCAAGUGAAAUGAGUGGUUCAGCACAAUCACAUGCUUGGGAGUCCCUAGUGCCAUCAAGAAAGAGGAGCUGUGUCACUCGUCCAAAGGCUUCGCCUGUAGAAAAGCUUGUAAAAGAUCUUAAAUCCAUCAUGCAUGAAGAUCAGUUAUAUUACCUUUCAGGAUCCUCAGAGGAAGACCUACUGUACCAUAGUGAAACUCCUGUGGGUUCCUUUGAAAUAGGCUCUGGAAGUGUCCUUCUAAGGCAUCCGAACUCGAAAUCACCAGAGGAAGAAUCAGAAGCAAGCUCCAUUCCUUCAGAUGGUAAAUCAUAUAUUACAAGUGAAUCCUAUUCAGGGUCUGCCUUGUUUGUUGUUCACGAUGGAAACAAGGGAACAGUCAACUUAAAGGCUGCAAUUGCGACGCCAAAGAGGUUGCCACUGCAUAUUGAAGAUAAUGCUAGCAGGGAUAAACUUCAUUGUAAAAAACAGCAUAUCCUGGAGAGCAUUGACUCACCUUUAGUUUCAGUAGACUUAGAGGAAAAGGAGAUUAAGGAAAUUGGGGAAGUGGAGAAUAUCAGUGAAUCAAUAGGCUUUGCUGGGUCCACCAUGAAACUGCUCAAAAGAUCCCAUGACACCCACAUUCAGGGUGACUCAGGUUUAUGAUUGAACGCAGAGAUAGAUUUCGCUCUCAUCAAGUGACAUGGCAAUGCAGUUGGAUCUGAUAGCUAAAGUACAUGGUGUUUCACAUGCUUACAAAUACUAGGAGCUCCCUGACGCAUGCCCUGAAGGACAAGAGAACGCGUGGUUCCCUUCUAAAUGUUGACGCCCAAGCUAUGAUGAAAGAGAACAUUUGAGAAAAUUAGAGAGGGGGGGCGGAGGGGGGGGGGGUGUAGGGUCAUGUGCUGAUUUCUAUGUAGAAAAAAAGGAGAGCCUGAUGAAGUGUCAGCGAUUAUUGAUGAGAUGAGGGGAAAAAAAUGUCCCUUUUGAUGUCUGCACUUGAAAUAUUUGGAUAAAGAGCUGCGCUGUUAAACAAGAUGCUGAUAAAAUGGAGCGAGUGUUUAGCCAGAUGAUCGCUGUGUUAUUAGCUGAUUUUGAGACCAAGCAUUUUUGCAAAGAAUAGUACUAUCUUGCUUCCCGUUGCAAGGUUGGGUAUGUAUAAAUCACUGUCGUCCUGGUGUAA